Molecule: messenger RNA, 3233 nt
Organism: Polistes canadensis
Lineage: Eukaryota; Metazoa; Arthropoda; Insecta; Hymenoptera; Vespidae
Gene: Syn2
Product: gamma-1-syntrophin
Exons: 10
Coding region: 526-2061 (511 amino acids)
Cellular component (GO): intracellular anatomical structure; dystrophin-associated glycoprotein complex
Molecular function (GO): protein binding; structural molecule activity
Source: RefSeq, a predicted model, not a curated record
GGACUUUUGCUGGCUUUUAGUUAGCAGCAAGCUAACAGUAGUAUCAUUAGCGACAGAUAAACGUCACUUCUGCGGUUCUAUUCGUUUUAUUCUAUUAUCUAAAGUUUGACAAUUGAUUCCUGCCAAAAGUACCGGCGCUUCAAACAGUUUCGCAUUAUUUUUAAAUAACAGUAAUUACGAAGAAAAAAAAGAAUACUAAUUUAAUUGCAUUACGAUGUACGAUCGCAUUUUGCCCUAAUCUGACCACGAAAAUAUUGUCGCGUCGUUAGUGGUGCCUCGGGGAAUAAGAAAAAAAGAAUAAAUAAAAAAAGAAAAGGCUCGACGAUGAGAUACAUAUUCAUUUUGACGAUUGUCGUGCAACCUAGGUUUCUCGCGGAUCUAAUGAAAUUAGUGUAAGGAGAACAUGCAGUUGUUUCUUAUAUCGAUGAUCACCACCACCACCGUUGUCGUCUUCAAGACACUAUCGUCCACUACUCAUGGCAACCUAGCCGAGUACGCAGGGAAAUUGGAUAAUCUAGACGAAUAAUGAGAAUCAACGCGACGAAGAUGAGCACUCCGAUUGAGGAGAAGAUUGAUCAGAAGCUCAAGGUAAGGAGGGGAAUGGUAACUGUUAGUGAUGGGAAAAGCAAACCGGUUCCUAUGCGUUUGUAUCUGUCCAUGGAAGUAUUGAAACUUCAAAGAGAAGAUUUAGAGCAGGUAGCAAAUCAUAAUAAGCCACCAUUAGAUGCUAAGGAACGCAUGGUCCAAAUUACUAGACAAAAAGUUGGAGGAUUGGGAUUAAGUAUAAAAGGAGGAGCUGAACAUAAACUUCCAGUACUCAUAUCUAGAAUUUAUAAAGGUCAGGCUGCUGACCAGUGUGGCCAAUUAUUUGUAGGUGAUGCCAUUAUUAAAGUGAAUGGAGAAUAUAUUACAGCUUGUAAUCAUGAUGAUGCUGUUAAUAUCUUAAGGAAUGCUGGAGAUAUAGUUGUUUUAACUGUCAAACAUUAUCGUGCUGCAAAACCAUUUCUACAAAAAAAUGAAAAAGAAGAAAAAUUAGAUAAUGUUGCAAAUGGAAGUGCAGAUGAUGGUUGGGUAUCGCCAAAUAGACAAGCUGGUAGUCCUAGAUGUGGUCAUAGUAGACAAAGUUCAAAUGCAUCGUCUGCUUCAAUGCAAUACAAAAGAUGGGUGGAUGUUAUUACAGUCCCAUUAAUGAUGGCAUAUGUAACGAGAUAUAUCUUUGGCACUGAUAAAUUACGAAGAAAUGCAUUUGAAGUUAGAGGCCUUAAUGGUGCACGUACUGGUGUGAUACAUUGCGACGACAGUGCUAUUUUGAGUCAAUGGUUAAAAUAUAUAACUGAUAAUAUUACAGGCUUAACACAUUUACAGAUGAAGUUGUACAAUCGAAAUUUUGGACCAGGUGAACGUAUAGAAUACAUGGGUUGGGUAAAUGAAGCAGUAAGCAAUAGUAAUCAGCCAUGGCAAAGUUAUAGGCCAAGGUUUUUAGCUUUGAAAGGGCCUGAUUUGUUAUUAUUUGAAACACCACCUUGUAAUAUAGGUGACUGGUCACGAUGUGCAUUAACGUUUAAAGUAUAUCAGACUAUGUUUCGCGUAAUGAGAGAGUCGGAAAAUGUAGAUGAAAGACAACACUGCUUCUUGGCACAAAGUCCGGGUAAACCACCAAGAUAUUUGAGCGUCGAAACUCGACAAGAAUUAUUAAGAGUUGAAGCUGCAUGGCAUACUGCUGUAUGUUCAGCUGUAACACAUUUAAAAAGUAAAACCUUUCCUGUCACAUUUAAUAGCAGAAGUGCAGGUUUAACAUUAGAAUGGACUCAGGGAUUCACUCUUUCUUAUGAAGGAAUUGGAGAAAUCGUUUGGCGUUACAAAUUUUCUCAAUUGAGAGGAUCUAGCGAUGAUAGCAAAAGCAGGCUUAAAUUGCACUUCCAAGAACCUGACAGUAUUGCUAUAGAGACAAAGGAAUUGGAGUGCUCUCAGCUACAGAAUCUAUUAUUCUGUAUGCAUGCAUUUCUUACUGCAAAAGUUGCUGCAGUUGAUCCGACAUUUUUAACAUCGACAACUCCAUAAAAGAUAUUCCAACGUUACUAGUGAUAAUUUUCAAAGAGAAUUACAUUUCUCUUUUGUUAUUGUUAUGCGAAUACAUGAAGUGAUUCACAGUCAAUCGAUCAGAGAGAUAUGUCAAAUACUAGUCAGUAUUUCCAAAAAUAUUUCUAUUUAUAAAAUUACAAAACAUUGUUAUAAAUUUUCUAAUUAUAUUUGUUGAUUUAUAAUGAAAAUUUUGAAUAACUUUUGAAAUGAAUUUUAUAAUGUGCAAUUUCUCUUUAUUGUUUUUUAUUUUUGGAUAUAUUUUUAUUACUUCUGUGAGGUAAAUUAAAAAGUUUAAUUAUAACAUUGAUUUUACGUUUAUGUAAAAUAUUAAUUGCUAUACAUUUUACCAAGUUGACCAGAUCAAUAAAUGUCUAAAAAUAAAGUAUUAAAUGUAUGCAAGUGAUCAUUACACAACUGCUUUAAAUAUACGAGCGAUUUAUGAUAUCAAGUAAUGUUUUGCUUCAAAAUUUUUUUAAUAAUUAUAUUAAAUUGAUUUCUAUAUACCUUUAAAGAAAAAGACGUAUCUCGGUAUUCCGUAGAUGUAUAAUAAAUUCAAUUUAAUAGUAUAAUAAAUAUAGCCGUUCAUGAUUUUUAAGUUACAACAGAUGAAAAAUAUGUGGUGACAUAUUUCUAGCCAAAUGUUACAAUGUUUUUGAAUUAAAUAUGUACCAUAUAUGUGUGUCCGGUGCCUUAAAAACCAUGAACAAUUAAUAAUUACAUUCAAGAGAGCAUUGAAACCACAUAGUUCCUUAGUACAGAAUAUUUUACAUACAUGUAUAUGUAAAAUGCCAAGUAACUAUGUUGCAUUUAAUAAUUACAAAAUAUUUGAUUUUCGUUCUAAGUUUUACAAAUGAUUUAAUGCUUCGUUCUUUUUAAAUCAGUAUUGCUCGAUUAAUAAACGUAAUAUACUAACAGGAUAAAUACAUGCCAAUAGCAAUAAGUACUAAUAUAUCAUUCGACCAUGGUAGCUAUAUAAAAUAUUAUUUACUGAUAUAAUGUUGAGCAAGAAAAAAGCGAGUAGUAUAUAAAAGAGUGGAUUUAUUGAUAUUACAUACUGAAGUAUUAAUGUAUAAUAUUAUUAUACUUAAGAAAGGAUUAGGGCUAGAGAGUAAAAAUUUACUUUUCUUAGUGAAUAAACAAUUUUUAUAUAA